AUGUUUUUCUUCUUAUCUACUCAGACUCUCUCAACAUAUAUUGACAGAUCCGAAUUAGAUACCGAGUUCAUCAAAGUUCUCGAUGAUAGAACAAUGCGUGAUACAAUUAAGAAAUCUAAGAAUUCAUUUGUCCUUUUCCACGCUGAUCAUUUAAGAAUGUCAGAUUCAGCAUAUCUCUCAUAUGCUUCUAUUGCCAAAAAGUAUGAAAAGAAGGCUGAUUUUUAUGUUGUUCCAGCUUCAAAUGGUGCAGAUGUUUCCAGAACAUACAAUGUUCCAGGAAAUCCAACAUUAAUGCAUUUCAACUUUGGCACAAAGACUGGCCAGCACCUUGGUAUGUAUUCUAAAUCCAGCAUUGAAAGAUUUAUCCAAAAUUACACAACCACAAGCAUCAUAGAGCUUAACUUUGCCGAGGAUGUCACCAAGCAGCAAAUAUUAGAUAAGAUUGCCGAGUCAACAGUCGACAGACCACACUGCAUUGUUCUUUUCUGCGACAACGAGACCCAAUUCGGCAGAGCAGCCUACAAAACCCAGAACGAUCUUGGCACAUUCUACACAUACAUCAACAUCAAGAGCGAAGCAGCUGCCAAAGCUUACGGCGCAAGAUGGCCAUCAAUUGUUUUCAUGAGAUUCGAUGAUGCCCAGACAUUCACAUACACCAAGGAAGCCGACCCAGAUGAAAUGUUCAUUUGGAUCCAGCAUUGCGCUAUUCCAAACUUCAGACCACUUGAUCCAGCUCAUCUCUUCUCAAUGGAUGGUGUUCCACUCAAAUCCGUCAUCUCAUUCUUAGAUACAAGCGAUAACAAGCAGUACGAUGACGUUUUCAUGGCUCUCGGAAAGAUUUCUAAUGAUGAUAAGUGGAUUAACCUUUACUACGUCGAUAUUCGCGAGAACCCAGCAUUAGUUAAGCUCUUCGGCAUUACAGAAUUCCCAUCAACUAUCUACCUUUCCGCUAAUUACUCAAUCAUCAAAUUUUAUUCAGAGAAAGGAGCCUUGAACGAGGAAACAUACAAGAAGUUCGAAAGUGAUGAACUCAAAUACAGCAUUGUUCCAACACCAGAAGCCUUAUUCGACGACUUACGCCCAGUAAAUGAAAUCGCAUUUGAAAAAAUGCUCCAGGAAGGACCAUUCUUCACCUUCUUCAACUCCAGGUUCUGCGUCAAGUGCAAGACAAUGAAAGCCGCAGUAUUCGACGCAGUCCACACCAUCAGAAGAAACAGCGGAAAGCUCAAAUUCGCUUCCUGGGACAUUACAUUGGCCACACCAUCAUUCCAGAAGGAUUUGGACAUCGGAAUUCCUUCCCUCUACUACUACCCAGACAACAACAUGACUCACGGCGAAGUCUACGUCGGUCCACAGAACUACUUGUCAAUCAUGGAGUGGGUGAACGCAAAGACAGCUUCAUUCGACCUCGAUGAUGUAAUGAACAAGGAAGUUGGAGGAUCCUUCGAUGAAAUUUAA
Messenger RNA from Trichomonas vaginalis G3, 1458 nucleotides. RefSeq names its product thioredoxin domain-containing protein 16 family. Bases 1 to 1458 code for a protein of 485 amino acids. NCBI's taxonomy places the organism in Eukaryota, Parabasalia, Trichomonadida, Trichomonadidae. The transcript has a single exon. The record is from RefSeq and is a predicted model, not a curated record.